AUGGCCUCGUCACGAAUCUUCAUUCGAGGCCUGCCUCCUACCCUCACAGAGGAGGACUUCAAGAAGCAUUUUGGCCAGAGGGACACCAUUACCGACGCGAAGCUUUUGUCGCAUCGCAGAAUCGGUUAUGUUGGGUACAAGACGCCCGAGGCAGCUGAAAAUGCUGUCAAGUAUUUCAACAGGACAUUCAUUCGGAUGUCCAGAAUAGGCGUCGAAAUUGCUCGUCCCGUCGCCGAAGCGCCGCAACCGCGAAAACGGGCUCCCACUUCUAGGAUGCCUGCUGCAGAGAAGGAGAUACGUCCCGACAGUGACUUCUCCCUUAAGCGCAAGCGGGACACCAAAGAGGUGGCUGAAGACCCCAAGCUGAAAGAGUUCUUGGAGGUCAUGCAGCCACCCUCGAAGCAGAAGGCAUGGGCAAACGACGAUCUUCAAGUCGAUCACACACUUGCUAGACCGGAAGACGCAAAAGUCGAUACCGUCCAGGCCCCGGAAGGGGGUAGUGACGAUGAAUAUCAGACUGUCCAAAAGAAGACGCGGCGCGCAAAGUCACCACCUAACCCGUCCGUCUCAGAGCUUGAACCCACGCCAGCCCAACAACCAGCCGAGGCUGAGGCCAUUGAUGGCGUCGAUCAAGAGGACGAGCAGCCCGUUGACGCUCAACCGAUGUCGGAUGCAGAUUGGCUGCGUUCGCGCACGAGCAGAAUGCUGGGCCUUGUGGAUGACGAUGAGGACGAGGCUGUACGUCCGUCAAAGCCCGCGUCUGUCGAGGCCUCGAAUUUUUCAGAUGCAGACGAAGAGCCACAACAAGGUGACGACAUUGACAUGAAGGAUGCGUCCGAUGUCGCCGAGCCGACGGAAGAUCAUGUACCAGUUGAUCCAACCGUAGAUUCCAUCCGCAGCACCGGUCGUCUCUUCUUACGGAACUUGCCGUAUUCUGUCUCUGAAGAAGACAUUCGAGAACAUUUCAAAUCCAUGGGCGCACUUGAAGAGGUCCACGUUCCGCUUGAUUCCAAAUCUGGCAAAGGUAAGGGUUUUGCCUACGUGCUUUUUCAAGACCCCGAGGAUGCUGUCUCUGCAUUUGAGGCCCUUGAUGGCAGGAUCUUCCAAGGUCGUCUUCUGCAUAUCUUGCCUGGUGCUGCCAAGCGCGAGAACAAGCUGGACGAGUUUACGAUAUCCAAAUUGCCUCUGAAACAGCAAAGGCAGAUCCAGCGGAAGUCCGAAGCUGCCACCUCAACGUUUAACUGGAACUCGUUGUACAUGAAUGCGGAUGCCGUCAUCUCGUCCGUUGCCGAUCGGUUGGGUAUCAACAAAUCUGAAGUGCUCGACCCAACGUCUUCGGAUGCGGCAGUAAAGCAGGCCCAUGCCGAAACGCACAUCAUCCAAGAAACCAAAUCUUAUUUUGCCCAAAAUGGCGUUGACCUAGAUGCGUUCAAGCAGCGCGCAAGAGGGGAUACGGGCAUUUUGGUCAAAAACUUCCCGUAUGGUACCACAAGCGACGAGCUCAGGAAGUUGUUUGAGGAACAUGGUCAGGUCACCAGGUUACUCAUGCCUCCGAGCGGAACGAUUGCCAUUGUCGAGUUCGCCCAGCCUCCUCAGGCUCGCGCGGCUUUCGCUUCUUUGGCUUAUCGUAAAAUCAAGGAUUCAAUUCUGUUUCUUGAAAAGGCUCCAAAGGAUCUGUUCAAGGCCGGACAUGUUCCUCAAAAUGCGCCUGCGGUACAGCCUUCCCAAGGUGGUGCUGAGGCGAAAUUGGCCGCAACUGAUCUGUUGGCAAGAGAGGCUGUUGAUGACAAUGUCGAUACUUCUACUCUUUUCGUCCGCAACCUCAACUUUUCUACCACCACUCAGCGUCUGACGGAGGUUUUCAAACCGCUGGACGGUUUCUUGUCUGCCAGAGUCAAGACGAAGACGGAUGCCAAAAAGCCCGGUCAGGUGCUGAGUAUGGGUUUUGGUUUCCUUGAGUUCCGGUCAAAGGAGCAAGCGCAAGCUGCACUCGCGGCGAUGGACGGUUACAACCUCGACGGUCAUAAGCUGUUGAUCAAGGCCUCCCACAAGGGUCUUGACGCCGCUGAAGAGCGUCGGAAAGAGGACAAGGCCAAGAAAGCGGCGGGUCGCAGGACCAAGAUCAUCAUUAAGAACUUACCCUUUGAGACAAACAAGAAAGACAUACGCGCUUUAUUUGGAGCGUAUGGCCAGCUCCGGUCGGUUCGCGUCCCUAAGAAAUUCGAUACCUCAGCGAGGGGUUUCGCGUUUGCAGAUUUCACGACUUCUCGGGAGGCGGAAAACGCGAUGGACGCGCUCCGCAAUACCCACUUGCUGGGUCGGAAGUUGGUUCUCGACUUUGCCUCGGAAGACCCUGAGGACGCCGAAGAAGAAAUUGCCAAGAUGCAGAAGAAAGUCGGCACGCAAGUCAACAAAGUUGCCCUGCAAAACCUUACCGGUGCCGGAAGAAAGAAAUUUAAUGUCGCAGGCAACGAUGAGCUCGACGAAGGUUGA
Messenger RNA from Aplosporella prunicola CBS 121167, 2493 nucleotides. RefSeq lists its product as uncharacterized. Gene Ontology annotation, cellular component: nucleus; ribonucleoprotein complex; cytoplasm. The transcript has 3 exons. NCBI's taxonomy places the organism in Eukaryota, Fungi, Ascomycota, Dothideomycetes, Botryosphaeriales, Aplosporellaceae. The coding region runs from base 1 to 2493 and encodes 830 amino acids. The record is from RefSeq and is a predicted model, not a curated record. Gene Ontology annotation, molecular function: mRNA binding.